UUGCCCUCUCAUACUCUCUCUCUAUAUAUAGGCUAUCUGUACAUCUGUCAGUUGGACUUACUUUUUAUUUAUUUAAAAGUUCGCUUUGGAUAAAAUCGUCCCCUAAAUGUACCAUAUGAUUUAUUCACACGCGUUGAUUUUGGUUAUUUUCCAAUUACUAAAAUAAGUAGGCUAACGUUUUCCAUAUUCUUCCAGAUGAGUUGAUCACCUCGAGGUUUUGGAUGAAUAUUUGGAGGUAUCGGGCAGUUACCAAAAUAACGUAUUGUACCGAUGCAGAUACUACUACGUUUGCUGUGCCGUAAAUUGGCUGACUGGACCGACCUUGGUCAGUUUACGGACUGUCCUGGUCUACUUUGCUCAUUGGCGCAUUCAAGCGGACACUCGGUGCUGUGUAUCGCUCAUUCCCCCUCAGGCCCGAGCCAUUCUCAAACCAAAUCGGCCAUUGGACAUCUUGACAUCACAUGGAACUCCGUCACGUGGCUCCUGAGGAAAGACAUCAAGGGGAGGGGGGAAGGAAUGGUCCAGAAAUGUAUUCAAGCGGAGCCGAGGCUGUGUCUUACGGGCUGGGAUCCGGUUCGCUGAGCUCAAUUCACGGAUCUCUGUUUGACCGGCACUCCGACAGCCAACAUCUGGGCUCCAGAAUCGCAUCUAACUUAGACUCUGGCUUCGGAAAGCAAACAUCCUCCGAAGACCACCAUUCACUUACCGAAGAGAGUCUACGCAUUUACCCCUGGAUGCGAAGCUCAGGUGCAGAUAGAAGGCGAGGACGACAGACGUACACCCGCUACCAGACGCUGGAGCUGGAGAAAGAGUUCCACUUCAACCGCUAUCUCACGAGGCGGCGGAGGAUAGAAAUAGCCCACGCGCUCUGCCUCACCGAGAGGCAAAUCAAAAUCUGGUUUCAGAACCGGAGGAUGAAGUGGAAGAAAGAGAACAAGACGAGCGGAGCGAGAUCCCCCAUCACGGUUGAGCUUGCAGUCGGUGAAGAGGGGGAAGAGGACUAGAGCUUUAGGGAAACGUACCUAUUGAGAACUUCAUGUUUAUACUGGUUAUAUGAAGAAGUAGCCGUAGAAGGCUCGGCACUUACAGAGCUCCCCUUUUUUUUAACAUUAUUAUUGUUAUUUAGUCAUGUUAUUCAUGCAUGUUUUUUGACGACAACAUGGUUCGGUAUAUGUUCACAUAACCGUUUCCAUAGGGGCCAGUCCAUAGUUUCAGGCAACAUGAUUUGUUCAUCCUCUGAAGGUCCAUACUACCUUUCACAAACAUAUGUUUGGAUGUCAACUAAAAGGACAAACUGCACUCAGAAUCUUUGGAAAAUUGUUGAUAUAAAUGUGUUGGCCUGUUAACAUUCAACAUAUUGCUUAGAUUUAAGUCGCCUUUUUUGAUUGAGGACCAUGCACGUUCAACAAUAAAAACAUGAUGCACAUGCAUGGACUUCUUUUCAGAAAGGCGUUAGUUUGAUGUGUAUUGAAAUAUGGAUAUAUAUGUUACCUUUUUUUUUUUUCUUUUUUUUUUUUUAUGUUCAACACGUUUCUACACUGGGAAAACGAAACAGUACACUACCUAUGAUUUGUAUGCGUACGUUUUAUUAUGAUGAAGCGGAUGUGAUUUGAUUAUUAAAGAACAAAAAACUGAACUUGGUUCAACUGAAUAUGCUAAUAACUCCACAAUAACUAAAUGUAGUGUGGUUUCAAAAAAAGAAAAUUGCAAUUUAAUAUGUAGACAACAACUGGUUUAGUUUUUUUUAGUUUUAAGGAUGAUCCUAAGUAUCCAAUGAGCGUUGUGCUGUGUCUAGCAUAGCACUGUAGCAUGUUGCGAUCUUCUACAGUAACGGCCAGCAAAAACGAUGUGUGUGUGUGUGUGUGUGUGUGUGUGUGUGUGUGUGUGUGUGUGUGUGUGUGUGUGUGUGUGUGUGUGUGUGUGUGUGUGUGUGUGUGUGUGUGUGUGUGUGUGUGUGUACUGUAAUGUUGUGUUGUUGUUUUUUAUGAAGAAGUAGCCUAAUUGAAAUAAAAGAUUAUUCAAGUGAUAGGCCUAUAUGUGCAGUUUUCUCAAACAGCAGCCACAUAAUAGCCUAACGGCUACUGGUUUCGUUCAUUUAUUCAUUUGUGUGGAUUGAAACAAUGUUUGAAUGUUUGAAUUUGAGGUAAUCUACGCUACGAUGUUCCAUACUUUGCAUAUAAGCCUAUAGCUUAGACUAAAUAAUAUAUUUAGUUGUAAAAAAUGAAUUGGCCAACAGGCCAUUAAACAUCAGGCCUACUGAUAAAUAUCUAUAAUUACUUUGGAUAACUUUCAGGAUUUACCGAGAAAAUAGAAACCCGAUAGGCGAAUGUGAACUUGUGGUUAAAUUGGCCUUCAUAUUUAGCUACAAAAUAAAAAUAGGUAGGCCUAGUGUUCAACCAAAAUGUAUGCGUAGCCCUUCAUGAUCUUAGCCUACCUUGAUGUUUGAGUACCUAUAGUGUUUUACAUCGUUUGUAGUGAUUAUCUAUUAAACCAAUAGGAACCCUUAUAAAACCUGCCCUCACGUUUAACGACAGGUAAGCACUUUUGAUGCAAAACAAAAUCCAAUUAAAUAGCAUUUUCAAUAUUCCAAAUUGUUUUUGGUCUAUUUACUUUUUUUUUUGCUUUUGGGGUGUUACAUUCAUACGUCGUUUCUAAGUCAGGAAUCUUUUGACGUUGGACAUAGGCCUAGUAUCCAAGUUGGAUAACAGAGAUCUCUCAGAACACUAUGCUAACUAGCAUUCCAUUUUACUUGCACUUUCUAGACUACAAUACAUCCGUUAAACUACAAUUAUCUCCCAUUUACCUGAACGUAUAACCUCAAUCUUUCGAGCAUGUUCAUGGGACAAAGUAACUUCAUCUUGUGUCCGACUCUAGGUCGGAUAUAACAGUGUGUGAGAAUAGCCAUCCUUUACCGACUCUUGUGAACGAAUAGUGCACUGCUAUUUCCAGGGUGUGUUGGAGCCUGGUCUAACGCCUUUUAUUGCAUGUAUGAAUAGGCCGGAAACUGCCAUAAAAACACAAACCCAAAAAGAGCCCAAACAGAUCGGCAGAACAGACGGUUGGGAAGGCUAUCCAUUGGCGAGCCUGCGCUUUAUUGUGACAAUUCAGAUUAGCUGCAGUUGUUUGCUCUGUUAUUUCCUAACAUUCUACACAGAGGAGACACCAGAUCCAUGGGAUGCAGCCUAUACACGAAUUAGGCUGAACUGUCAGCAAUUCAAUUUCAAACCGAAAUAUAGUCCUACAUGUAAUUAUUAAGGCUAGUAGGAUUAUAGGCCACUAUAAGAGGUAGGACUUGAGCUUUUUAGGUUUGUGUGGUGGUUUUUAAAUCGAAAAUUGUCUUGGAAACAAUUUAAACUAAUUCAGUUUUUCAAGAAUAAAUGGGCCAUACAUGCCGACUACUGGCUGUGUCACAAUAAGUAGGCCUAAUGCAAUAUGUUAUCUACUUAAUGAUCAGGGCUACAAUCCUGACCCUUUUGGAUUACUAAACGGAAAGUUGGAGUAGAAUAACUUUAUUUCCUAUGGAUUUGUUAUCGAUAUAUUGCUAUAGUUAGAUAGGCCUAUUGGUUUUAGAUAUGAUUAUUGGGAAUCUACGUACGGUUUGCAAACGUUUGGUCUGACAUUACUUGCAGGUGUGACCAAACUACCUUUCUGCAGCAUCCUCGGCAUCUUUAAAAUAUUGGCCUGUGGGUGACGCGAAUGCCGCAUUGCGAAAACGGUCAGAUUAUCCAUUGCGCAUUGGCGUCUAUUGGUCUUUUAAAUAUAUAAUGUUCGGUAUGGUCAAGUGAGAGUUGUCUUACAACCAGAUAUACUUCAACUACUGUUUGUUACAAACAAUUUUUUUUAUAUUAAUGUCCCUCAGUUACACGGGGCGGCCCUAAUUUACCUAUUGGAAACCUUAUUUUGGUACUUGAAGUUGGACACUUUAGGGGCAUACUUUUCUACCUUAAGGUUCUCUGUGGAGGGCCCUAAUAACACUGGUUGGUAAAAUGGACGGAUAUGGUUUGUAAGGACCUCGUAUAGCUCUGUUAAAAAAUGUAGCAUAUAGGGAUUUUGCGGAGGCCUUUUUAAUUUAUUUCAAAGGCUUUCCAUACAAUUAUAAUUUUUCAUUCAAUGCUCUCUGAAACGUAGGCCUAAUAGUCUGUAUUUUGUAGAUGUCGAAAUAACGCAGACAGAUUUGGUGUGAAAUGUAUUUCUAAACCUUAUAAUGUUACUAUAUAAUGUUGUGUAAUAAUAUAAUGUGGAAUUUUAGCAUUUUUGAUUGUUCAAACGUUUUGUGGAUAGACUAACACCAUAUUGCUAUUAAAUGGGCCAUUAGUUAAUUUCGAAGUCUUUACAUCAAUAAACAUUCAUGAACAACCUUUUAACAAGCAAGUCCAGGCCUACAUAAUCAACUGUAUGAGAAUGGCAUGUAUGUGAAGAAAUUCGUAUAUCAAGGUAUAUGUCGUAAGUAAUAAAUAAAAAAAAUAUCAGUUCGGCGGCCGGUCGGUCGGUUCCCAUGCUCGUGUUAUCAUUCUUAUUUCUGAAGUAAAUAUAUCCAAACACAAAUCGUAUUUGCCCAUUGCGUACUAUGGAACAUAAUGACUUAAAGUAUGUAGAAA
Messenger RNA from Gadus chalcogrammus (walleye pollock), 4598 nucleotides. It is a transcript of the gene hoxb7a, whose product is annotated as homeobox B7a. Gene Ontology annotation, cellular component: nucleus. NCBI's taxonomy places the organism in Eukaryota, Metazoa, Chordata, Actinopteri, Gadiformes, Gadidae. Gene Ontology annotation, biological process: anterior/posterior pattern specification; regulation of transcription by RNA polymerase II. The coding region runs from base 462 to 1004 and encodes 180 amino acids. The record is from RefSeq and is a predicted model, not a curated record. Gene Ontology annotation, molecular function: DNA-binding transcription factor activity, RNA polymerase II-specific; RNA polymerase II cis-regulatory region sequence-specific DNA binding. The transcript has 3 exons.